Brassica oleracea var. oleracea is the source of this 924-nucleotide messenger RNA. RefSeq lists its product as uncharacterized. Lineage: Eukaryota; Viridiplantae; Streptophyta; Magnoliopsida; Brassicales; Brassicaceae. The record is from RefSeq and is a predicted model, not a curated record. The transcript has 2 exons. Bases 1 to 795 code for a protein of 264 amino acids.
AUGUCGCGUGAUCUGGACCGAUGGUUUAUUCUCCUAAAGGACGGUCAUCAGACUCCACCAUACCCAUCACCACCGUCUUCUUGCAAGAAACAAUGGUCUGGCACAAAAUGCCCGGUAUGUUUGGAGUCUCCACACAACGCUGUUCUUCUCCUCUGUUCCUCCUACCACAAAGGAUGCCGUCCUUACAUGUGCCCAACAAGCACCCGUUUCGCCAACUGCCUUGACCAAUACAGGAAAUCACACGGCAGUGAACAACUAGCUCUGUUGUGUCCGCUAUGCAGAGGUCAAGUGAAAGGCUGGACCGUUGUGGAAGAAGCACGGGCGCAUUUCAACUCCAAGAGAAGGACUUUUAUGCAGGAAAACUGUUUCUUCAUGGGAAACUUCAAGAAGCUCAAGAAACACAUGACGGAAAAACACCCACAUGCUUGCCCUAGAGCUAUUGAUCCAGCUCUCGAGACCAAAUGGAAGAGGCUUGAGAGGGAAAGAGACAGGAGAGACGUGAUCAGCACGAUGAUGUCGUCGACCCCAGGUGCUGUUGUGUUGGGAGAUUAUGUCAUCGAGCCGCGUAGGGGAGGUGUUUAUGAUGGAGAAGAUGAAGAAGAUUACAGCUCAGAUGAUUCUUUGAGCAACAAUGGCGUAUUGGAUCUUGAUUCAUGGCAAGGACAAAACCGUCAUAUUAGGUUUAUUGAUAUGGAGUCGAGCGACUUUGCAUCAUCUUCACGGUCCCCUGCUCCUCCAAGCCGUUCAGGUUUUCUCGUCCAUAGGAACCAGAGAGGUGGCAAUAGAGGUCGGUAACUUUUAACUUAACCAAACCAAAUUCUCUCUAGCAUGACUUCAAAAUUGCAGGAGCAGUAUAAAAAGGCUAACAUGAUUAGCCACACAGGGAAUUGAAUAAACUUGCAGUCGUCUCUUUUUAAAAUUUAG